UUAAGACGAUGAUUUGUAAAUCGGAUUACAAACAUCUUAUACGCAUAUUGUUCUUCUACUCGGUUUGUCUCUUUGGAAUAACAUAGCUGUUUGUUUGGCCUUCGUAACCUCGGACCGUCAGUUGUUAAAUACAAAGAAUGUAGGAGUUACAACAGUUAGUUACCGCUUAGCACUUGUAAACGGUGAAUAUUAGAUUAAGACGAUCUGUGUAAAACGUGCGUAUGAGUACAGUUUUUGAACAUUUUGAUUCUGGAAUGUCACAAUCAUUGUUUAGUGCACUUUUAUUGCUUAAAAUUCAUUUAGGUAGGAACAGACUAUGGGUGAAUCAAAGAAUUUACUUGAAAACGAAAGAGAACAAAUCGUAAGGCUACGGAAGCAAAGUAAAACCUUCACCGAAUUAGCAAAUAUAGUGAACAGGUCAGAAACGGCUUGUAAGCAAGCUUGGUAUAAAUUUUUAAAGGCAGGCAUGUGUUGCGAUCAACCGAAAAACGGAAGACCGCGGAAAGCAACGCCGAAAAUGAAUCGCCGGUUUCAUCGAUUGAGCGAAAAGGAUCGUUUUCGUAGUGCAAAUAAUAUUGCUGCGGAGAUAAACUAUAAUAACGAUACACAAAUUAGUGCUAGAACUGUUAGGAGAAGAUUAAAAGACUUUAACUUAAGAGGACGAAAACCCCAAAAGAAACCACUGCUGAGUUCUAGGAAUCGAAAAAGACGACUUGCGUUUGCUAAAGCUCAUAAGCAUUGGACAAGCAUUGGCAAAAGGUAUUGUUUUCGGACGAAUCGAAAUUCAAUCGCGUCUCUUCUGGUGGGAUACGGUUAGUAUGUUAGACGUAGAAUUGGCGAAAGUUUGAAAACACGGUGCGUUUUAAAAACUCUUAAACAUGGUGGUGGGAACAUUAUGGUGUGCGCGUGUUUUUCUCGACGCGGCCCUGGUCCGAUAUGUCGUAUCAAUGGAAUUAUAGACCGUUUUCAAUACAUGGACAUACUCAAGAACACGAUGUUGCCUUUUGCACGCAACAAUAUGAGUGAUGAUUUUAUUUUUCAAAAUGAUAAUGAUCCGAAGCACACGACUCAGGUUGUGAAACAGUUCUUUGAUGAAGGAAAUAUUACCGUGCUGCCGUGGCCGUCGCAAUCAUCAGACAUUAAUCCAAUCGAGAAUUUGUGGAGCAUCAUAAAAAAGACAGUACAAGGUUAUAAACCGAAACAUUUAAAUGAACUUUACUCUACAAUUGAUCAAUAUAAAAAAUUAAUAGAUUCUAUUAGCCAAGAAGAUGUACCGA
This is a messenger RNA of Bombus pyrosoma, 1277 nucleotides long. RefSeq lists its product as uncharacterized. Gene Ontology annotation, molecular function: DNA binding. Lineage: Eukaryota; Metazoa; Arthropoda; Insecta; Hymenoptera; Apidae. The record is from RefSeq and is a predicted model, not a curated record. The coding region runs from base 317 to 817 and encodes 166 amino acids. The transcript has a single exon. Gene Ontology annotation, biological process: DNA integration; DNA transposition.